This is a messenger RNA of Durio zibethinus, 2799 nucleotides long. NCBI's taxonomy places the organism in Eukaryota, Viridiplantae, Streptophyta, Magnoliopsida, Malvales, Malvaceae. The record is from RefSeq and is a predicted model, not a curated record.
AAAAAAAAUUGUCUUUCUCUAUGACAGGUUACUCUCUCUCUUUCGCUCAAACCCUCUCUUGCUAAUAAAAUAAAAUAAAAUAAAGGGCUUCUUCUCUCUAAAAAUUUUUAGGUUUUUUCGCUUUCUUUACCAAAUUUGUCCCUUAUUUCUACUGCUGCAAGCAAUCUCAGGGUUUACUGCAGGCUAUGUAAAAGCUCGAGCAGCAAGAUGAGCAAUGACGCUUUUGAUGGGCAUAUACUAACUGAGAAGCUGUCAAAACUCAACAAUUCACAACAAAGCAUUGAAUCGUUGUCUCGAUGGUGUAUUACUCACCGGAAGAGGGCAAAACAGAUUGUUGAAACAUGGGACAAAUUGUUUAACUCUUCCCAGAAAGAACAGCGUGUUUCUUUUCUGUAUUUGGCUAAUGACAUUUUGCAAAAUAGCAGGCGAAAGGGAAGUGAGUUUGUGAAUGAAUUCUGGAAAGUUCUUCCUGCAGCCCUUAAACAUGUGUAUGAUAAUGGUGGUGAGCAUGGAAAGAAAGCAGUAACCAGGCUGGUUGACAUAUGGGAAGAAAGAAAAGUUUUUGGUUCUCGAGGGCAGAAUCUUAAAGAUGAAAUGCUUGGUAAGAAUCCUUCUCUUUCUUCUCCUCCUCCUUUGUCAGUGAACAAUGGAAAAAGCUCAAAUCCUAUCAAGAUAGUGAAGAGGGAUGCUCAUGCAGUGAGAAUCAAAUUGGCUGUUGGAGGUCUUCCAGAAAAGAUACUAACUGCAUAUCAAUCUGUACUCGAGGACAAUCCGAAUGAGGAUUCUGUACUAAACAAGUGUAAUGCUGCUGCACAACAUUUGAUUAAAAUUGGAGAAGAUGUUGGAAAUAAUUUAGCUCAAGGGAAUCAGAAUGGAUCUGCCUUGCUGGAUGAGCUGCAGCAGCAAGAAAACGCGCUCCAGCAAGGCAUUGAACAACUUGAAAAUAUCGAAAUGACCAGGGUUGCCUUGAUUUUUCAACUUAAAGAAGCACUUCAGGAACAAUUUAAAGUUUUUCAGGAAUCAAAGCUGGAGCUUAUUCGUAGUCGGAUGCAAGUUGCUCGUGGUCAGAUUGAGAAAGCAAGCAAUGUAAGGAAAAUGCUAACUUUACCACCUGUCCCUGGCCAUCUAACUGCUACAUCGAUUCCAACAGCGGAGGCUGUAGUAGUGGGUGAACAGAACCUUCCUUCAGCUCAGCCAACUGGCACUCCACUUCAACCUCAUCUUCCGCAACCUAUGAUUUCCUUUGCACCUUCAAAAACAAGUGAAGAAGAUAGCAAGAAAGCAGCAGCCGCAGCUGUUGCUGCUAAGCUUGCUGCUUCAACAUCUUCUGCUCAGAUGCUUACCUCUGUACUUUCAUCCCUUGUUGCUGAAGAAGCUGCCUUUAUGAAUGGAAGCUUAAAGUCUAGUGGCUUCACAUCAGGGUUAUCAAUGUUUCCUCCAGAAAAGCGCCCCAAACUUGAGAAACCAAUGCCUGCAUCUGAUGCAAGCAACUCAGACAUCACCAGCACAGCUUAUUUUAGUCCACUACAGCAGCAGACGAUCAACAAUACGGCAAUUGCACCAUCGACUGGUAUGCAACCAAUGUCCCAACGCAAUCAGAUUCAAGCUCCCUUUGCUUCUGCUCCUCCUCCUCCUCCUCCUCCUCCUCCAACCCUAUCUCCUGCAAAUCCACCAGCAAGUCAAUAUGUGCAGUCAACUGGUAUGAUGGUAGGGGUAAUGCCUUAUAGUUAUGGAGCAAACACGCUGCCACUGCCACCUCCUCUUCCCCCACAUAUGGCAAUGAGUUUAGCUAGGCCUGCUUCUCAGCCUCUACAGCAGUCGCAGUCUCAGUCUUUGCAACAGGCACAACCUCAGCCUCAGCAGCAGCCAACCACUGGAGGAUUUUACCGACCACCAGGUAUCGGGUUUUAUGGACAAAACCCUCAGCCAACACCACCUGUGCCUCGGCAGUGAGCUUCGCUUGGAAAACCAUAUCAUACUACAGGUACAGGCCCAUGAAUAUGGCACAAGGUAUUGGAUUUUAGGGCAAACCCAUCAACCGAUACCACAUUACAUUUCCUUGAAAAUUAAGAAGGCUGAGAGUGGCGGUGUAUAAUGUAAAUUAUUAGAGAAUUUCUAGGCUUCUGUUGUCUUAGACUUAAAAUCAGAGCAUGACCAUGCCCUCAUUAUCCUCUCCCUUAACCAAUUUGCUCUGCUGAGUUCCAUGGUUUACCCGGUACCUGUAACUCUUUCUGUUUUUGGGUAUUACUACUACUACAUGACAGCUCAGUCAUAACCUGUAUGUUGGUGUACCAAAGUAGCAAGGAACUGCCAUGGUCAGACGGAUUUACAAUGGGGGCAGUGAAAUCCUUGAAAAAAACUCCGAUAGUUUUGUAACUAAUACUACUAGUUCGAGGGAAGUUUUAACCUUUUUUUAAAAAAAAAUUAUUUUGAUAAAUCUAAUUUUUAAUUCAUCCAAAUAAGUAGGUAAAAUAACACUGUUUGUCUGUAAAUAGUGAGAAAAUAACAAAGGGUUGUCAAAGCACAAAUACAGCACUUAGAUUUCUUCCCUCAAAAUUCCAGGCUCGCAUCAUUAUAUUUUCGUUGACUGCGGUAACAGAGACAAGUUCCCCGUUUGAUUCAAACGGGUCAUGAUGCGGCACGGUUGAGGCCAAUUUGGACUUCAAACUGCGCAGGAUAUCCCGUUGGUUUGAACAGGGUGAUAGCAUUCUCACUGUGCUCAUUUUAUUCCUGUAGCAGUCUGCUGUGGUUUGUCGAUUAUUCUUAUUCAUCAUCGAGAAGUGAAGUAUACAAUUAAAA